Molecule: messenger RNA, 720 nt
Organism: Angiostrongylus costaricensis
Lineage: Eukaryota; Metazoa; Nematoda; Chromadorea; Rhabditida; Metastrongylidae
Source: the annotation of a GenBank genome assembly
AUGAAGGCGGAGCGUGAACAAAAAGCCAAACCCAUUGGGCCAACAUCGUCGCUCAUCAGCUGGCUAAACGAUCAUUCUGAAGAUUCUGGUCUGAUUUUUUUUCGUAUAUCAGUUUAUUAUUCAUUUAUAUCAACAUCGCCCGUCCUCAUUCUUCAAAAGUAUAGCAUUUCGUUGAUGUCACUGAAUUUUUCCGUUGAACGACUCGUUGAAAACGCUGAGAAAUCGGAAUCACAAGAAGGUAGAAUGGCUCCGAUUUCACAAACUUUAUCCUAUUUUGAUGUCUUACUACCUCAUAUACAGGUUAGUAUAAUAGUUAUUUUCUUAUUACGCAAAUGGAAAUCUACAACUUCUGACACUCAGAUGGCGUCAGCGAAUCCAUUCUUGACUGGAAUAUCUGGUACACCUUCAAGUACAAGUCGUCUCUGGUCACAACAUUGGGUAGAACUUCUACAACAAGCGAAUUCGUCGCAAUUUGGUGAUGUUGCUGCCGGAUUAUUUCUACAACCACUCCGAAAAAAUAAACGUAUUCGUACCGCAUUCUCACCGUCUCAACUUCUUCAAUUAGAACGAGCUUUCGAAGGAAAUCACUAUGUUGUCGGCACUGAAAGAAAACAGCUCGCCCAUCGUCUAGCGCUCUCUGAAACUCAGGUCAGCUAUCAGUUUCCUAUUAUUUCAGAGAUUUUUUUGACUGAAAUAUUGGUUUCUAUGAGCUCAUGGUAG